AUCUAAACUGCCUGACAAGGCUAUUGUUUUCUCCCAAUGGACUUGCAUGCUGGACUUACUUGAGAUUUCAUUAAACCAAUCAUGUAUACAGUACAGGAGACUUGAUGGGAGGAUGUCUCUGGCUUCAAGAGACAGGGCUGUGAAAGAUUUCACCGCUGAUCCAGAGGUGACUGUCAUGAUCAUGUCAUUGAAGGCUGGAAAUCUCGGUCUAAACAUGGUUGCUGCCUGUCACAUUAUUCUUCUAGAUCCUUGGUGGAACCCAACUACCGAAGAUCAAGCUAUUGACAGGGCACAUCGAAUUGGGCAGACUCGCCCUGUGACUGUUUCACGGCUAACUGCUAAAGAUACAGUGGAGGAUCGGAUAUUAGCUCUCCAGGUAAGUUUCUGUUCAUAGUCUGCUGGAUCCAUGGAUUUAAUACUAUAGGAUGACUUUGAUGUGACUUGUUUGACUUGUAGU
Messenger RNA from Magnolia sinica, 457 nucleotides. Its product is annotated as helicase-like transcription factor CHR28. The transcript has 2 exons. Bases 47 to 394 code for a protein of 115 amino acids. Lineage: Eukaryota; Viridiplantae; Streptophyta; Magnoliopsida; Magnoliales; Magnoliaceae. The record is from RefSeq and is a predicted model, not a curated record.